AUGUCUCCCGAUGAUGCUCCACCACUCUCCCAGCACAAACACUCGUCAACUAGCUUUGCAGAUGUCUUCAAAACUUUAGGUGUCGGUCGACCCAAAUCGCAAUCCCCAGUCUCUUUACAAGAAAGCAGCAGCGACUCGCAGUUUCACACGGAUAGUCGCGGAACAACUCGGCUUGGAUACGGAUUCGAAUCAAUGCAUCGUGCCAGUGUCGUGUCGAGUUCCUCGGACCCUCCCAGUGUCCUGGAUUUCGAGACGUCCCUCCACAAUCUAUCGCAAAGGCAAAAUUUAACCCAGGCGAUUGAGGAAGCGGAGGGUUUAUCAAAAGGUCUCUCAUGUUUCAACUCCGAGCAGUCCAUAUUGCUUUGGGAGGCGGCCGAGUACCUCUUGCGUCAUGAAAGCUCGUUGGAUGCGCAGCAAAGUGGUGCCCGAUUAUUAGAAGCGGUCGCAGCCCGUCAGGAUCUGCCCCCGUCAGCUAGACGCCUGGUUUUUGAAUCGAUAACUUCUUCGACCGAGCCGGAUGUGAUUGCUGCGCGCGUGCAGUCAUUGAUCUCCUUAUCAGAUCAUGGCAGGAAAUUGGAUUUCGCGGGUUCUUCAAUUAUCCAUAUAAUCUCGUCGUGGAUUGUUCCGUUCUAUGAAACAAUCGCAUCUGCACGAUCAAAGGCGAAAAAGGGAAAGGUGGUUAAGCCACACGGACCCGCUGACGAUGAAGCAGUUUUUGGAGAUCUCUUCCAAUUUGCGGUCGACCUGAUCACUUUGCAGCGAAAACAGCCAACCCAGGAGGAAAUCGAAAUGCUUCUCGCAGAAAUAUUUACCACUUGCAGGAGAACCAGUGUUGCGGCAGAUAUCAAAAACUCUUUGGCCGUGUUCGACGCUGUCAUUAUGUAUGCCGAUGUGCCUGAUGUAAGCUUCCCAACUCUCCUGGAAGUCCUUUGCAGCAUCCAUGCAUCAGUUAAACCGCUCUCUGGGCCCACAUCGCGAGCGGUGCGCAGUUUAGCGAAGUCACGAAGACAGGCGGAGAUGGUAAACACACUCCAUGGCUUCCUAAGAGAUUCGUGCGCCGUCGAAGGAGGUCGGAACUUGAAUAUUCUCCGUGGUACACUUUAUGUGUUCUCGGAUUUUGUUCGUGCUUAUGGCCAAGAUGGCAUGCCCCAGCUUCCCUUUGAUCAACUGAUUGAAUCAUUGCAAGCCAUUGCCGAAAAGGACGACGGGAGAGUGGAUGCUGAUCUGUUGGAUCUGUGUCUAAACAUUCUGGAAGGAGACUAUGUCCGAGUCGCAUUAGAACGGGAUUGGAUGGCAUUCGCCAAUCUUCUCAUACUUUGUUCUCGUAGGCUCGUGGAUGAGUCAACACCAUCCCCCACUUCUCCGACUAGCCCUCAGCUUAAGCCUACGUACGACGAAACCAAAUCCUACAUUCUGGCAAAUCUCAUUCGCAUUGCUUCUGUGCUUGAAUCUCAGUGGGAGCAACUCAACAGAGAGCAAAAGCAACAUGCGGUCCGGUUCCUCAUGAAGAUAUACCAGCAUAUUGAGCCCCCACAGGCUGAACUUAUCAUUCAUUCGAUGAGAAAAGACAAAAUUUGCCAUCCUUCAGACAACUUCAAUUGGGCUCAGCAUUGCCGUGAGCUGGUCGAGUGUUUUGUUCAACCACGAAAACAAAGCUCGGACAUCCGCAUCCUGGCUUUGGACACGUUGAAAGAAGCCCUUUCUGCUCAUGAAGACUUGCUUUUCUCCCACGAGCACGGCCUGCUCGGGCUUCUAUUGAAGGAUUUCUCGGCAGAACAUGAUCUUCUCUUCCUGGAGUCCCUAGUGUCUUUGUUAACCGACCAGGCUACACAAUACAGUGAUGAUGAUACGUUCAAGUUGCUGGUAAGCACCAUCGGAGCGCCGAUACAGACGGAGCUCAGUCGAGACGAACCACACGAGCAUCCUCCGAGCCACGGAUCUCAACGCCGUACAUCCACUACAAGUGUCUUGGAGUUAAGCUUGACAAAUGUCUGCGCUGUGGGCCUCGUGAAGAUGAUGCUGCGUGCCUUAAACCUCUCCUCAACCAAAGCCGUGAUGGUUUUUGAAGCACUUCUAGACAUUGCUCAAUCUCCAAGUCGACCUGUUGACUCACGUCUGACAGUCUUAAAGCUACUUUUCCGGCUACGAUGUGAUUCGGCUGGAUCAGUCACAGUCAUAUCAACAUCGGAGAGUGACUUCUUGAUGAACGUGCUGGGUCGCAAUCUCGAUGGUGGCUCUAAACUACAGGCCCCCAGCGAUAGCCCCACUCGCGAGAUUCCCCAGCAUGAUAACUCACAAGUCUCGCCAACCGGAAAAAUUCCAUCGAGAGAGUCUACCUCGACCCCUAUGUCGAGGUCGGCCCCGGGGCGAGGGUCUAUCUCUGCCCGUGGAUCAAGGCUGACUGCCCCAGUGUGGACAUAUGCUCUGCCACAGGUGCUUCCGGAGCAACCUCCUGGCGAAUCUAGUCCUGUCGUGUUUGCUUACGCCCAUCCGGAGGAAUCUGCCCCCGGCGAAUCAACAACAACAGAACCAAAAAUUACGGGGCUGUUGAAGGUCAAGAUGUGGCUCGAAGUUGUAAUCACCUUGUUGCAACGAGAAACCGACUGGGAUGUUUACAGCUACAUUCUUACUCAUAUUGGACCUCAACUCGGCAACAAAGACUUUUUCAGAGAUGCCAUCCCUCAGAUCACGCUCCUUCGCAGCAUUUUAUGUGAUCAGGUCAAGAAUGGAACUUUCCACGAGCCUCCCGAGACUACCGGACUGAAAAAGAGCGAUGUGGCUGCCUGUAUCUUCGAUGCGCUUUGCAUGCUUGUGAGCUAUCACGCACACUUUGCCAAGAGCGAAGAGGAUGACCUCGUCAGAGCUUUCAUGCAGGGUAUCAUCGGAUCAUGGGGUGGCACAUCUCGUGGCUGCAUUCAAGCACUGUCACUCUGCUGCUACGAAAUCCCUAUGUCAGUCACGAAAUCGUUGAACAGCAUUCUUGAUAGGAUGUCAAAGGUGAUCACCAUGUCAAACAUUGCUGUCCAUAUCUUGGAGUUCCUGGCUCUACUUGCACGAUUGCCUGAUGUUUACGUCAACUUGCGUGAGGAAGAGAUCCGCACUGUGUUCGGCAUCUGCAUUCGAUUUUUGCAGACAUCUCGAGAACAUCGGUAUAAAGCCGCUGAAUUGGCUGCAAGGGCCUCUGUGUCAACCCAAUCUCCUCAGUCUAAGCUCGGUGGCGGGGCAAAGGAAAUUUCCGCCCUUGCACCUGAAGCUAUCGAGACCUCCCAAGAUGGAAUGUCCAAGUAUAUCUCGAAUCUCACCUACCAUGUCAUGGUCUUCUGGUUCUUGUCUCUGAAGCUCCAGGAUCGACCCAAACAUGUGAAUUGGAUCACCAGCAGGCUCAUAUAUCACGACGAACAUGGAAAAGAGGUGGUAGAAGAACAAAGCCAAGUAUUCAUUGAUUUGAUGCAGCGAGUUGCUUAUUCGGAUCUUGGAGAGACCAUCCCCUUCGAAACAUUCCCCCCUUCCUCUGAGGAUGGCCCAGUUGCAAGGAAGUCCUGGAUUGUCGGCAUGAGUAUCGUCACCGUCGAGAGCGCCGGAUUAUCUGGAUUGUCCCAGAUUACGAAGCGCCAGGCAUCGGGUACCACAUACUCUGUCUAUCAACAGCGGACAGCCCCAGUUCUGCCGCAUCAAGUCCCUCCAACUCCAGAUGCCCAUUUACAUUCCGACUCCAUGCGCACGGCAGUCCUUCCAAGUCAUAUCAUGCUUCAAUUGACCGCCACUGCCUUCCCUACACCUACGGUCAUGCAGCCCAUCCCAGUUCCGGAAGACGAUAUUACUCGACGUGCAAUUAGUAACUUUGACCGCACCGACAUUGUGGAUGGUCACCGGAUCGGCAUUGUUUAUGUUGACAAUGGCCAGACAAAGGAGGCGGAAAUCUUAGCCAACACUGGUGGUUCUGCGGAUUAUGAAAACCUGCUGUCAGGAUUGGGAACCAAAGUGUCACUUCGGAACCCUCAAUUCAAUCCGCAAGGGUUGUAUGCUGAUACUGACGGAGAGCACACCUACGCUUGGAGAGAUCGUGUGACUGAAAUUGUGUAUCAUGUUGCAACAAUGAUGCCUACGGACUUUGACCGUGACCCGGCCUGCAUCAACAAAAAACGAAACCUCGGCAAUAACCAUGUCACCAUCGUGUUCAACCGAUCCAACUUGCCCUUUAACUUUGACACAAUUCCAUCCGAGUUCAACUCUAUCAACAUUAUCAUCACCCCGUCGUCUCGGAUUGCCUACGACGAGAGUGGCAAUUACAAUGGCGAGACAGACCCGCAAAAGCUCUACUACAGCGUGCAGGUCAUGAGCAAGCCCGGAUUUCCAGACGUCUCACCUGCUGCGACACCGAAGGUCAUAUCCGGCAAGAAUUUGGCGGCAUUUGUUCGCAUUCUUGCCCUCAAUGCGUCCGUCUUCUCGCUUGUCUGGAACAACAAGGGAGGCGAGCAUACCUCGUCCUGGACCACCCGUCUGCGGGAAAUCAAGAAAGUCCGCGAGCGUGCUCUCACAGCCCAAAGCCAAGGCUCUGAGGCCGCCGAAGGCGCUUAUCCAGGUCUACGGCGGAACACGAAAGCGAACAUCUUCUCGGAGGAAUUACCUUCUCGUGCCCCUCAAGUACAGACCGAUUUUGCUGCGGAAUGGAAUGCAGCGGCAGACACGAACAUUGUCCAGAAUUUAGAUUUCUCACGCUGGGCCCGCUGA
This is a messenger RNA of Penicillium concentricum, 4731 nucleotides long. Its product is annotated as putative GTPase activating protein (Tsc2). Gene Ontology annotation, biological process: regulation of small GTPase mediated signal transduction; negative regulation of TOR signaling; positive regulation of GTPase activity. Lineage: Eukaryota; Fungi; Ascomycota; Eurotiomycetes; Eurotiales; Aspergillaceae. The transcript has a single exon. Gene Ontology annotation, molecular function: GTPase activator activity. The coding region runs from base 1 to 4731 and encodes 1576 amino acids. Gene Ontology annotation, cellular component: TSC1-TSC2 complex; cytoplasm; nucleus. The record is from RefSeq and is a predicted model, not a curated record.